AUGCCGAAGACUCUUGCCUUCCAGGACAUCCAGGUGCCCGUCCCGGGCUUCGGUGCCAUGGGCCUCUCCCAAGGCUACGGUCCCGCCGACGAGGCGACCUCUAUGAAGACGCUCAAGCACACCCUUGACAUCGGCUGCACGUUCUGGGACACGGCAGUAGUCUACGGCAAGGGGCACAACGAGACGCUCCUGGGCCAGUUCAUCAAGGAGAACAACUGCCGUGAUAAGCUCUUCAUCGCGAGCAAAUGUGGCUUCGACAUCGAGCCCCCUCCCGGAACCGAAUUCUCAAUGAACCCAACCAACAAGGCAGAGCACAUUGCGAGCUACAUUGAGAAGACGCGCGAGCGCCUCGGCUCCUAUCCCGACCUGUACUACCUCCACCGCAUGGACCCAACCACGCCACUAGAGGAGAGCAUCGGCGCGCUCCAGAAGCUCAAAGACCAGGGCAAGACCAAGUACAUCGGAUUGAGCGAGUGCGGUGCCGACACCCUGCGUAAGGCGUGUGCUAUCGCGCACAUUGACGCGCUCCAGAUCGAGUACUCGCCCUGGUUCACAGACCACGAGCAGUCCGGCCUCAUAGCGACGGCAAAGGAGCUCGGCGUGACCAUCAUUGCCUUCAGCCCACUCGGCAAGGGCGUCCUUACGGGUUCGAUCCGUUCGACAGCAGACUUCAAGGAGGGGGACAUCCGAAAGACUAUUCCCCGCUUCGACAACGAGCAUCUCCCAGCCAACCUCAAGCUGGUUGAUGCGUUCGUAAGCCUGGCCGAGAAGAAGGGAUGCACGCCGGCGCAGCUUUCUUUGGCCUGGGUUAUGGCACAGGGAGCAAUCCCUAUCCCCGGCACCAAGACGUCCUCGCGAGUUGAUGAGAACUUUGCCGCGCGUAAUGUCGUCUUGAGCGCUGAGGAGGAGGCCGAGAUCCGCAAACUCAUCGAGGAGGCCAAGCCUGCUGGAAACCGGUACAGCGACUUCCACAUGAAGCUUGUUGGACGCUAG
Messenger RNA from Cutaneotrichosporon cavernicola, 993 nucleotides. RefSeq lists its product as uncharacterized. Lineage: Eukaryota; Fungi; Basidiomycota; Tremellomycetes; Trichosporonales; Trichosporonaceae. The transcript is spliced from 3 exons. The record is from RefSeq and is a predicted model, not a curated record. Gene Ontology annotation, cellular component: cytoplasm. The coding region runs from base 1 to 993 and encodes 330 amino acids.